AAGCGGUAUCGUGGAGGGGGGCUGCCAGCUCGCGAGAUAGCGUUGCCUAUCUGUUGCAUAGUAGCUAGCGUAGCGGGGCCCAUCGCGACUAGCAUACGCAGGUGUGGCCACAAAAAUAGUCGGCCACAGCCUCUUACUCACGACCCUCUUCACCUUCACGCUGCCUCGUGAGAAGCUUUGUACCCAGCCGAGACUGAGGUGUGCGGAGGCAGGGAGGGCAAGUCGAGUGUUGCUGCUAGUAGAAGCUAUAAUGGACGUCGUUGCUCCUGAGCCUCGCUCACAGCUGCCUUCCUGAAUCCCUGGCCUCUGUAUACAUUUCUUGAAGUCGUUCCGCUCCACUGUAACAUCCAGUCACCAAUGGACACAUCCGAUCUCUCUUAUCUUCUCGAUCUCAUAGAGUCUGCGAGCCGUCCGAGUGCUACCGCACUGACGACAACGACGAGACCGCAAAAUCGCCAAGAGACAACCCAGGGAUCUUCUGGGCGCACUAUCCGUCCCCGAAGACGUCGGCCUGUGGGAGGAUACGCCUCUCUGAUAGCACAAAACCUCCUCUCCGCCCCAAACCAUUGUCUGAUGCUGCGACAAAUUUAUUACAGGCUCAAUAACUUGCACUCGGUCGAAUUCCCUCUGCGUGGACCUAGUUCCCAGAGUUGGAAGAAUACCGUCAGACAUACCCUGAGCCGCUAUUCUUGCUUUGUCAAUGUCACCGGGACUUGGACCAUCAAUUUCUCGGCGAAUGUCAGUGGGCUCUGUCUCAUCCAGCACAAUACCGGGGCAAUCACCGACUGCUCUGCCGACAUCAAUGGACUCUUUCCCGAAUACUACAACAAUGCCGCCAGCCCCUACGUGGCCUCUGAUAUGGACAACAACACCAGCUCCUAUCAUCAGCAGCACCAGCGCCAGCAUCCCAACUCCAUUUCCGCUCGUGAACCACCUAUGGCAGGGUGGGCCUACUGACCACCGUCGACAGCUGCCGCCAGAGUGCGAACACAGUCGUCAGCCAAUGUCUAGCAGUGCGUACCAGCUCAACGGUAUCAACGAGUAUCUACAGCACCCGACAAUAAUCCACAUAUCUUGUAUAGAGGCAGCGAAGAUCUGUUCCACUUCAGACCAGAAAGUACCGUACAUUGGAUAGAAUAUAUAUACCCCUACUUUGAGUCAGCCCAUUCCGACUGCGUCGCCGCUUGCGAUCUGGUGUCCACAAGACGCUACCUCAGAUAGCAUUCAGAGGGAGCUAGACAUAGAAUCACUGUACGCUACCGUCGAUGACGAGACAGCACUUCUUUAGGAGGAGUGAGCCUGAGACUGAGAUUGUAAGACUUACUCCCCUCAAUCGCUUGUCGCUUGACUAUAAUCAGACUGGACUUUGCACG
Molecule: messenger RNA, 1373 nt
Organism: Microstroma glucosiphilum
Lineage: Eukaryota; Fungi; Basidiomycota; Exobasidiomycetes; Microstromatales; Microstromataceae
Exons: 1
Coding region: 358-957 (199 amino acids)
Biological process (GO): regulation of DNA-templated transcription
Molecular function (GO): DNA-binding transcription factor activity; sequence-specific DNA binding
Source: RefSeq, a predicted model, not a curated record